AUGAUUAAAAAUUGUGAGUACACCCCUUCGACUGAUACUAUAGUUCGAGAUCAUGUAGUGUUUGGAAUAAGAGAUGCUAAAGUUCAGGGCCAACUUUCGCGCAUAGAUGUCGAAAAGUUGACGCUUGAGAAAGCCUUGUCUCACUACCUUUCAGCUGAAGUAACUAACGCCAAGCUAAAGGAAAUAAGACACCCCCCGGAAGAAAAGGAAGUUCUGGUCGUGUCGACUGAUCCCAAACAACAAAAAGCAAAGCCAAACUCUGAUGGUUCUCCCUUUAAUUGCUUAAGGUAUGGUACUAAACAUCUUCCAAGACAAUGCCCUAUCCCCUGAUGGAAGAAAUCAUUUUGCGGAAAUGUGCAGCCAGGACAGCAGGAAGAUACACACAGUUGUCCCUUUGCCAUGCCCAGAUUUUGAGCUUUUUGUUGGAGAUCAGUCGUGUCGACUGAUCCCAAACAACAAAAAGCAAAGCCAAACUCUGAUGGUUCUCCCUUUAAUUGCUCAAGGUAUGGUACUAAACAUCUUCCAAGACAAUGCCCUAUCCCCUGAUGGAAGAAAUCAUUUUGCGGAAAUGUGCAGCCAGGAAAGCAGGAAGAUACACACAGUUGUCCCUUUGCCAUGCCCAGAUUUUGAACUUUUUGUUGGAGAGUUGGAGGUAGAUUUGUUGGAUACAGAGGCCUGGUACCGUAAAAUGGAAGUUGCUGGAGAUAUUGUUAACUUUACGUUGGACACCGGAGCC
Molecule: messenger RNA, 736 nt
Organism: Porites evermanni
Lineage: Eukaryota; Metazoa; Cnidaria; Anthozoa; Scleractinia; Poritidae
Source: the annotation of a GenBank genome assembly